CUAAACCACAUUAUUGCUGUAAAUGUACCAAGCUACUAUUUACUCUUCCUCCUUUCUGCUAUUACCCAACGUAUAUAUAUAAUUUCGGUAACGAAUUUGCCUUUCUUCUUCAUUAAAAAAAUAAUUUUAUGAUUAAGAAAUUUUGAUUGUUCUUUUAGAAGACCAUUAGCUUUUUCUUUUGUUGUGGCUAAAUCGUUCUAUCUGCAUUUUCAUUAAUCGUGCCAUUCGUUUUAUACUGGAUUUUCAUGUGUUUGCUCUCGCAUUAAUCUAAAUUUAAUUUAUAAUAAUCUAAUUUAUUUGAUGACUUUGCAUGAAAGAAUUAUGAGCCUUUUUUAAUAUGAUUGACAAAAAGCGGUUGUUUCGAUCGCCUAUAACUGGACCACCGGAAAAUUUUAAAACAGGAAUUCCCUGGUUGGAUAAUCUAGAAGAAGACAGCAGUGAGGUUGAGAGUUCUGCGUACGAAAUUCCUGAAUCCAUUGAAGAAUCACUUUCCAUUGGUAACGAAGCGUUGUCUCCCUGUACGAGACCAGUCAAUAGUGCCUCUCACUUGUCCGAUACACUGCAUUAUGUUCCUAGUGAUCCUUCCUUCAUCGAUAAACACAUACUGGAUUUACCUGAGCCAGAUACGUUUAAUUUGUCUUUGAUCAGUCGUAGCAAGUCUGAUUCAGUUUUACUGAAUAAGCGAAAAAGUGAAGAUUAUAGAUCUAAAGCUAUAACUGAUUUUCGCCGAAACUACCAAAACAAAGUCAAAGGAUCGGGAACGACUGUUCCUUUCAAAGAAACCAAACUUCGUCGUCAAGUUACACCAAAAGAUUCAGCCCAUACAACUGAUACGGAACAGGACGACGAAAACGAUGCACCUUAUCAUUCCCUCAAGUCCCUCAAAUUUCCUGAAUCUGUCUCAGGCGACGAGGAAUCUUUAAGUAUUGGCGAUGUCGAAGCUAUUGCCCCUAAUGACUGGUUAAGCGUACUCGACAAAUCUGGCGAAGAAAAGACUAGAUCACAUACGUUAAGUACUCUAUUUGGCUUGGAUUAUCAUCGCGAUAGCUACGACAGUACCUAUUUAAAAAGUGGGUCGCACCCAUCUAUCCUAUCUGAUGACUCAUGGAAAGCACCGGAGAGCUGGGCUAUAAAUAUUCCUUCGGAAAUGUCAAAGAAAAGGAAUUCUUUUGUGGCUAGACCCUUUGCUUAUCCUACCAAUGAAACUGAUGAUAAACCCUUUUUCUUACGAGUUUAUCGAGAUGACAAAACAUCCGUUUCAUUUUCAUGUCCUAUGAAUAUGAAGACUUCUGAUAUUAUUCAGCGUCUCGCAAGGCUUUUUUUCCUUCCGUUUUCAGCCAACUUUUACUUACUUUUGGUUCAAUUCCAAACUGAACGUAUAUUGCUUCCUCAUGAGCAGCCAUGUAUUAUGUUUCGAAAGCUUCUCACCUACUUUGGGUGCGAUGAAAAUUCUGAAGAUGAAAUGACGCAGGAAGAGAACUAUAGCGUUGCAAGAUUAGUGUUUACAACUAUGGAUAUUGGCGCCGACGUGCUUAAGAAAAUGUCUGAGAAGAAGUUUUCACAGCAUUUGGAUAUACGACGUUCCAACCUUGAGGUUAUUCCAAUCAAGUUUUAUCCUCACGCACACGAAUUAAUAUCUUUAAAUAUAUCAUCUAACCUUUCGCUUGAAUUGCCUCUUGAUUUUAUGGAGCGAUGCGUCAAUCUAAAAAUACUAGAUAUGUCAAAUAAUUUAAGACCGCCUAGAGGAAAACCUCUUUCUAUACUAAGACGACUUGAGGUUUUGAAUGUUUCAAGAAACGAUAUUUACGAAUUAGAUCCAUUAAUAUUUUCAGGAAGGAGCCGAUCUACCCUCAAAGAAUUUUACUGUUCUUUAAACAAACUUUUGUUUCUUCCUUAUUCUAUUCGUUAUUUAACUAACUUAACCGUCCUUGAUCUUUCUUAUAAUAAUUUCGUAACCUUUCCUUUAAUUAUUACAGAGCUGUCUUCUCUUGAAAUCUUAAAUCUAUCACAUAACAAUCUGUAUGAAGUUUGUCCUGAGAUUGAUCAGCUAGGAAACUUAAAAGAGCUUUAUCUUCAGUCUAACGACUUGUCAGGCCAUCUUAUUCAACAAUUAGGUUCCUUACGAAAACUGGAGAUUAUUGAUCUUCGUUUUAAUUCUUUGAAUCACAUUAAUGCUUUGUCGGAAUGUCCAAACUUGAAAGAAAUUCGAGCCUCUUGUAAUUUGAUAUCUCAUCACGAAUUCCCAUGCAGGUCUGCAACGUACCUUGAUUUUUCACGUUGUCCUUUAACUAUCUUGGAACUUCCUUUUAAUGGAUAUAGCUCUCUUGUAUAUCUUGACGCCUCUCACGGCAAGCUUGUAAGUCUAAAAGAUGCAAUGCUAGAAAGCCUCGUCAAUUUAGAAACACUAAAUAUAAGUUAUAACCACUUCGUUCAAAUUCCGGAUAGUAUUAGUCAUUUACGGAAUCUUAAAUUUCUUUACUGCACGAAUUGUGAAAUUUCAUAUGUUUCCCCUGAGUUAUCGAAGUUAUCCAAAUUGACAUUAUUGGAUAUGCAUGCUAAUAAUAUCAAGGCUUUUCCGGAAGAAGUUUGGCAGAUAUCUUCUUUGAAAAUUGUAAACCUUUCGUCUAAUAUUCUUGAAAAAAUAAAGUUACCCAUGGCUGGCCCCAAACCGCUAACGAGAAGCGUGAGUCAGUUGAAAAUUAUGAGGACAUUGUCGGGUAGUCCUAUUUCAAAUACUUCCUCUUCUGAAUACAUAUAUCCAUCAGUUGAGGAACUUAUUCUCGUGGACAACCGCCUUGGAGAUGAAUGUUUUAAAUUGCUGAGCUUCUUUAAGGAACUUCGAAUCUUGAAUCUGUCCUACAAUUACUUGACAGAAAUUCCUAGUGCAUUCCUCCAAAAUUUUUCGCACCUCAAUCAUAUGUUUUUGUCUGGUAACAAAUUAUCAAAUAUCUCAAUUUCUUCUAACUCUCGUAUUUCCUUGGAAACAUUGUAUGUUAACGGAAAUAGAAUAUCUUCGUUUCCUAAAAAUGAGACCUUGUCACGUAGUUUGCGUUAUUUAGACUUUGGAAAUAAUAACUUGCAAAGCCUGACUGUCAAUCAGAAUAAUGAUAAUUCUCUGAAUAUUCCACCUAACCUUGAAUGCCUUGAUCUUUCAGGAAACAGCUGGUUUCAAUUUUCCAAGCAUGACGAUGCUAAAGUUACGAGAGCAUGUCUUAACCGACUAAAAGCUUUGAGCGUAUUUGAUGUGAAUGCUGAUGUUCCCGUGGACAAUACUGAUAUCUUACACCGUGUCGUACAUCGCUCAUCUUCAAUAAACGAUGGAUUGAAAUGCGGAAUAUCUGGUUACUUAUCUCGCAUUAACCCUGUUAUUUCAACUGUUGAACUUAUAAUGAAGGACUAUAUAUAUCCUCAUUGGUCACUUUAUUGUAUCUUUGAUAGCGAUAUUGGAGCUGGGCAUAGCAAUCGGGUUCUCAAAUUUGCCUAUGAGAAUAUAGCAUCUUGCCUAGCUGAAGAAUUGAGCACGUGUGGUUCCUCCAGCGAGCAAGUCAAGAAUGCAUUAAGAAGAGGAUUUAUAAAUUUGAACAAAAAGUUGGGUAAUGUAAUUUACCAAGAUAUGGCGACAAUUGCAGAGUACAAAGAUAAGAAGGAGAAGCUUCCUAAAUCCAGCAAAGGUUAUUAUAUGGAUGAAACGUGUAUGGAUAUUGGUGUUAGCAUUGCUUUAAUCUAUAUUCGGGAUACACGCGCAUUCAUUGCAAACGUUGGUACCUCUAUGUCUUUAAUGUCUACGCGAAAUGAUUCUGAACCUACUCUGUUAAGUGAUGUACAUGAUACAUUUAAUGAGAAAGAAAUACGCAGAGUUAUAGAUUCGGCAGGAUUAAUUUCUGGUCGCAUCCAGUCUACCACCACUAGGGCGAUUGGUAGAUUAUCCCAGUUUCCUGGUGUACAAGCUGUCCCUCAUGUAAAUAUUCAGCCCCUUUCAGAACUGAAUGAGUUUAUUAUUUUGGCAAACAAGGAAUUUUGGAAUGUAAUGUCAAAACGAAUUGUGAUUGAUAUAGUUCGUGCUAACAGGCAAUCCAUGCUCCUGGCUUCAACGAAGUUACGUGACUAUGCUAUUGCUUAUGGUGCUAAAAACAAUACAAUAGUAAUGGUUUUGGAUUUAAGUCUUUUAUUUGAAACCAAUUCCAAUUAUGCUACCAAGGUUAAUAAAGAUGAUGAAGAAGGUACUCAGGCUGAAGGGAGUGAAGGGGUUCCAUUUUCUUCUCAAAAUUUACCGGACGAUUCAUCUUUAGCCAGAAUGAAUCGAGAAGUUUCACCUCCUCGUGGAAGUAUCGCAAUGGUAUUUACGGAUAUUAAGAAUUCCACACUUUUGUGGGAACGCCAUCCAGUAGCCAUGAGAUCGGCGAUUAAGACUCACAAUACAAUUAUGCGAAGACAGCUACGUGCUACUGGCGGCUACGAAGUGAAGACAGAAGGAGAUGCAUUUAUGGUUUGUUUCCAGACAGUCCCUGCUGCUUUGCUAUGGUCCUUCUCUGUGCAAUUACAAAUGCUUUCUGCUGAUUGGCCAAAUGAAAUUGUAGAGUCGGUUCAAGGAAGAACUGUAUUAGGACCAAAGAAUGAGGUUCUAUACAGAGGAUUGAGUGUGCGCAUUGGAGUGAAUUAUGGUGUGACAGUGAGCGAGUUAGAUCCUAUUACACGACGCAUGGAUUAUUACGGACCUAUGGUGAACAGAACAUCUAGGGUUGUGUCGGUUGCAGACGGUGGACAAAUUGCAGUAUCGGCAGACGUUGUGACAGUGUUGAAUCGGCUGGAAUCGGAAGCAAUGUCUUCUGAAAGAUCUGGAAGGUAUGCAAUGGAAAUCCGUGCGUUAAAACAAGUAGGUUACAUUGUACAUAACAUUGGAGAAUUUAAACUGAAAGGAUUGGAAACACCUGAAAAUAUCUCGUUGGUCUAUCCUCUUCAGCUAGAGGGACGAUUAGUAAAACUCAUUAACAAUCGAAAUUCAGAUGAUGAAAGUGACAAACGAAGAGAUGAGACGGAGAAUUCGUCGAGAAGCAGAAGCAAUAGUCUACGGCCGAUAUUAGCACGAAUUGGGGAUUCAAAAAGUGGUGACGAGAAUCAAUAUGCCCGAAGCUCUUUAUCGUCCGUACGAAAUCUGUCGCCUACGGAGAGUUCAUCGGGAUAUGAAGGAAACAUUUUUGACGAGUAUCAAUAUCAAAGGUUAUUUGAAAUUUGCGAACGUUUAGAAGACAGGGUGGCUAUGUUGCAUGGUUAUCCAGAGCCCCCGGAAAGUGAUCCCGGACUUGCAGCUCCUGUGAAUAUUGCAGAAGAGUAUGCUUUGUUUUAUCGGUUGACACUACGAAUUGAAAACACAAUUUAUUGUUUAGGACAAAUGCUUGGACAUACAUGAGAUGGGAUGGGAAUAGAAAAGAAUGGUUUUUAUUGAUAUCUUUUUUUUUUUCUCCGUUGAAUUUUUUUCUUAUCAUUUGGAUUGUAAUAUAUAUUAAUUAUUUCUAUGAAAUUUGUACUAUUUGUAUGUAUGAAGAGGAGGAGGG
Molecule: messenger RNA, 5552 nt
Organism: Schizosaccharomyces octosporus yFS286
Lineage: Eukaryota; Fungi; Ascomycota; Schizosaccharomycetes; Schizosaccharomycetales; Schizosaccharomycetaceae
Product: adenylate cyclase
Exons: 1
Coding region: 338-5407 (1689 amino acids)
Biological process (GO): cyclic nucleotide biosynthetic process; intracellular signal transduction
Molecular function (GO): protein binding
Source: RefSeq, a predicted model, not a curated record